Molecule: messenger RNA, 1269 nt
Organism: Endocarpon pusillum Z07020
Lineage: Eukaryota; Fungi; Ascomycota; Eurotiomycetes; Verrucariales; Verrucariaceae
Exons: 2
Coding region: 1-1269 (422 amino acids)
Source: RefSeq, a predicted model, not a curated record
AUGCCUCGUGUAAUUGUCAAUCUUGAUUCGUACAAAGAAGAGAUUCUUCAUCUUCUCUCAAAUCAAAAAUCAUUUGCAGAUAUACGCAGAUAUCUGCAUACCACGUACGAACUCACUGUCGGUAAUAAUACGCUGAAACGACGUUUGAAAGCCUGGAAUAUUGUCGUACGAACUUCAACAGUUGAUAAUUCUGAUCUUCGAAAUCGAAUUUCUACUCUGUUCUUUUGUGGAUUGACAGAUCCUCAAAUUCUUCGUACACUUGAAUUGGAAGAAUAUUCAAUUGGAUUGAGUGGUCUUGUACGGAUACGGAGAGAUAUAGGACUCAAAAGACGUCUUCGUACGGAGGAAGAACGAGAAGAAUCAGCUGAAUUGGCUCUUGAAAAGUUGACUGAUGAGUUGCAAAAGGGAGUCAUUGAAGGAUACGGUCGUGGACUUUUGUAUGCUCACUUUCAACAACUUGAAGUUCACAUUGCUCGAGAUCGAUUAUUCACUAUCUAUCGUACGCUGGUUCCUGAUGCUAUUGAGCGGCGUACGCGAGAUAUGCAAAGACAUCGAGGAGAAUACAUUGUACCAGGACCCAAUCAUGUUUGGUCUCUUGAUGGUUAUCUCAAGCUUGCUCCGUACGGAGUUGAAGUAUAUGCAGCUAUCGAUGCUUACUCACGUUACAUCAUUUGGAUUUAUGUUGGCAUCUCUGCUCGUACGGCAGUCAGUGUACUUCGUCAAUAUCUGGAUACUGUUGAGCUUCUUGGACAGCAUCCAUACUUCGUACGAUCUGAUCAUGGUGGCGAGACUGUCUUGUUGGCUUCUGCACAUCAUCAACUACAACGUGCGACAGAAUCAGAUCUUCAAUUUCAAGAUUGUUAUCUGUACGGAACCAGUACAACAAAUCAACGAAUUGAAUCUUGGUGGAAUCAGUUGACAAAAGGUCUUCUCUUUCGAUGGAGGAACUACUUUGGGGUAUUGCAAAAUGAAGGACUAUUCAAAUCAAAUGUUCUUGCUGAUCAGAUUGCUCUUCUUGCUGUCUACAUUCCUCUUCUUCGUACCGAGAUGCAGAGCUUCGUACGAACUUGGAAUACACAUCGAAUUCGAAAACAACCUAAUCGUCCGAAUGCUGUUGCUGGCAAGCCGUACGUUCUUUAUCAUCAUCCACCAGAGGAUAUAAAGAACUAUGGUAUUCGUGUACAUGCUCAAACACUGGAGACAUUACAGAAGGAUGUACAAGAUUGGGGUGAGUUAUUUUAUCUUCCGUACGAAGAGAUCUUGAACUAA